GAGGUCUGCUAAUUAGACAAGAAACAAGCCCAAGUAAUUAUGUCAAUUCUCGUUAUAAGUAAAACCACAUACAGGACUAUCAUUCAAUCCAGUUUAAAAGUUUAGGGGAGGGGCCUCUCUCUCCCCCACUUUUCCCAGUGAAACAUCUGCACAUGCUACAGGGGAAUGUGGCACGCUCGGCGAACUUCAGAGCACAAACCGAUGCACUCAUACAGAAAUGGAGACUAUAGAACGGCACUGGCAUGAAGUUAUUGCCCUAAUUAAUGCUUUGUGAAGCCAGAGCAAACAGUUGAAUCGUCAGCGGCACAUUGUUCAACUGUGGGAGCUGCUUUUGUUUCUGCACCUUAAUAGGAUGUUUUGAUCAACGGCUGUUUGGUGACCCAGCUCUCUCCUGAAAGGCCAAGCUCUGGGAAAUGGCAAUUAGCUAGAUUAGAGGAGCCAUUUGUAGAGCACACACAAAGACAGAUACGGCAGAGUGAGAGUGUGGGGCAGCUUAUGAUCAUCUCAAAUCAGUUACCAAGUGCCACCAGUCAACAGUAACACGUCUUCUGUGGAGCAUGCUAAAUAUGUAACAUUUUGUGUUUUGGCCCUAUUGUUUUUUGUUUUUUGUUGUUGUUUUUUUCCCCACAAAGAAGGAUGCAGCCACUACUCCCCUAUUUUAAAUGGAGUGUUUUAGUACAGAUAUUAGAAUCUUGCUACAAGCUUUGAACAAGUUGCUCAUUCUCAAAUCAAUACAUGUAGGUUUUACCCAAGGCCAUGCCAAUAGUUAUAGCCUGGUUAUUUUAUUUUUAUGUGGAAACAUAAAAUACAUAUCUUCUUUCUUUCUUAUUCAUAUUAUGUCAUUAUUACAUUAUAUAGAAAUGUAUGUGUGUAUGUAUGUAUGUAUUAUUUUAUUAUUAAGAUGGAAAGCAAUGUCUUCCCAGUCCACAUUUGUUCCGUGUGGAUGCAGGCGGCUCGUUGUGCGUUUUGCGGCAAACAACAAAGGCCCAAUUGAGUGACGUGGCACGCUUUACCCCUCGAUCUUACGCGAGAUACGGCUUUAAACCUGCUGUGACCCACUCCACUCGUACCCUAUCUACAUCUACCCCUCCCUACGCGUGCGCGCCCGGCCCAUUGAGGAGGCCCUAUCUAAGCGUCCGCUCAUCUCCAUAAACUCUUCCUUUCCCCUCGGCGUCAUUGUGCGUCCACAUGUCCAAGCCUAAAGUGUGCCCCAAAUUAUCCCCGAAUGAUUUUAACACAACAAUAAUGGAUUAAUGGCUGAUUAGAGGGCGUAUGGAUCGAAGUAAGCAGCCGUGUUGUUAAAGUUAAGUGAGUUUAAAUUAGCGCUAAACCAGACUAGAGUUGAUUUCCCUUGGCGUCUGUGCGUCCGGUCAAUUUUUUUUUUUUUUUUACCAAGAAUGUAAUCACGAUACAUCAGCUAUAUAUCCAGGGUUAUUAUGAAGUAAACAGGGUUGAAAUUAAAUCAACAACUCGCCAUGGUUUCUUCAGCUAUAUAGUGGCCCUAUAAGUUGCCAAAACAAAUCUGUAGGAGAUAAUGUCCCGUCUCAUGUCGUUUGUCCCAGUGUUAGCGACUUGUCUGGCGCUUAAUUGCCCCUAAUGUGCCCUAAAUACAGAAAAGUAGGACAUUGUACUCAACACAUAUUGUGAAUAAUCAUAAAGAAGCUUAAUAACUAUUAACAGAUGCAGCGGGGGUCCGGAGACAAAACACGCAGCCUAAUUAGAAUAUGGUAAUCACCCUGAGUGUGGGAGGCUGGGCCCUGCACCAGGUCCAACGAUCGAUCAAACGAGCAACAGAGCGCGCCAUAACCAACUACAAGUGAUAUAUUGAUUAAAGUUAUAGAAGCAUACAUGUCUACAUAACCACCAAGUGACAAUGGGCUAUUAAGAUGUCUGUAGCGUGUUACCCUAUGUGCCUGAAACACUGAAUAGGCUACAGAUUAUUGUUGAGAACAAUACACGAAAUUUAAUCAAAUAAAUGCAAGGUUUGCCUCAAUUUUCUGUGGUCAGAUCAGGAGCCUUGUUUUGUGUUUCUGUUUUUGUUGAUAUGUAAAACAGCUUUGGUUUGAAUUUAGUAGAGAUUAUUCCAGACAGAUGUUAUGGCUCAGAGUCGGGCACUAAGAUCUACAAACAGAGCAAACUUAAAGAUAAUGGACCACCUCAUUUAUCGACAGUAGGCUACUUUUCAACUGAAAUGAUUGGUUAUUCCCUUAUGGUUUGGACGAACACGGGAUGAUGUGAUGAUGAUAAUCGCUGCUGAAGUUGGCGCGCCUCGGGCUGUGAUUGGCUGCAGCCUGACGCCUGUUGAAUAAAAGCCAGAGGCAAGCGCCGCACUGACACCAGCACUGUCCAGACAGGACCUGUCCGAUCUAAACUCUGAACCACUCUCACUGUGCACUGUCCCGGGAUGACGGGCAAAGACGGAGCGGUGUUGUCGGACGCUGAAAACAAGGAGAGGAGCACAAGUCACUGUGGGAUGGCGCACGCGGGGCAGCAGCCCGCUGCGUGGAAACUGGGCCCAGCUGUGCCGAGGCGCACGGGCUUUGGGAUUCAGGAGCUGCUUGGUCUCAACAAGGAGACGCCCGCCACACCGAGGCGACCCCUCGAGACGCUUCCGCACCGAGCACACGCGCUGGUAGCGCGAGGGCCGCUGGGCCCCGGGCCGCUGCUGCUGGGGCCCGACGGAAUCCACUCUUUUUAUCGCCAACCCGCCUUCCUAGAGGCGCUGUCUGAGGCACAGCACGCGCACCUGCCACCGCUGCACAGAGACGCGCACGUGGAUCCGCACUUGGACCCGCGCUCCUCCAGCUCAGAUUCGGAUGACAUGAGCAUCUCCGGAGAUAAGAAAUUUAAGUCAUCAAUGAGUCAAAACAAGAAACGGAAGAAAAGACGACACAGGACCAUCUUCACGUCAUACCAGCUGGAGGAACUGGAGAAAGCAUUUAAUGAAGCUCACUAUCCAGACGUUUAUGCUCGGGAGAUGCUCUCAAUGAAGACAGAGCUGCCAGAGGACCGUAUCCAGGUGUGGUUCCAGAAUCGCAGAGCCAAAUGGAGAAAGAGGGAGAAGUGUUGGGGGCGCAGCAGCGUUAUGGCAGAGUACGGUCUUUAUGGGGCUAUGGUCAGACACUCAAUCCCACUGCCAGAGUCCAUCCUGAAAUCAGCCAAAGACGGCAUCACAGAAUCAUAUGCACCAUGGUUACUAGGUAUGCACAAGAAGUCUGUUGAGACUACUCACUCCUCUCCAAGCAAAACCUGCAGCACAAUACUUCCCCCUGUACAGGACAAGGUGGAGGACAAAGCAACAGAGGAGGACAAGGAAAAGUGGACAAAGGACACUGUCUUGGACUUUUCCAAAGAAGAGAUGAGAGAGAACAGUAUUGCAGUUCUGAGGGCCAAGGCACUUGAACAUAAUGCCAAGAUACUUUCGAAAGUCCCAGAUAAAAAGCAUAAAGAUGAGGAGGAGGAGGAGGAGGCGAUGAAGGAGGAGACAGAGGCGAAAAAGACAAAUUAAAGACAUUUAAUGUUGCCAAAUAAAGGGACAUAUUUGGCAAAAUGGCCCAGCUGACACACUCCUGGAAAAGGCCUAAACUCUACAGUAUGUUACUUAAUUGCUAAUGAAGAACAAUUUCCCACCACACCUUUGUUCCAGAGGUGCUACAGGCCAUUUGAACUAUGACCUUUGAACCCUGAUUAUGUAUGAUACCUGCAGACCUCAUCAACACUGACACUACUGCUGCCAUUUGUUGCACAUGAUGUAAAUAAAGCUAGUACCAUGUUAUCACUGUGUAGCUUAUCAAAUAUGUGUU
Molecule: messenger RNA, 3803 nt
Organism: Boleophthalmus pectinirostris (great blue-spotted mudskipper)
Lineage: Eukaryota; Metazoa; Chordata; Actinopteri; Gobiiformes; Gobiidae
Product: visual system homeobox 2-like
Exons: 5
Coding region: 2405-3508 (367 amino acids)
Biological process (GO): regulation of transcription by RNA polymerase II
Cellular component (GO): nucleus
Molecular function (GO): sequence-specific double-stranded DNA binding; DNA-binding transcription factor activity, RNA polymerase II-specific
Source: RefSeq, a predicted model, not a curated record